GCUCUUAUCUCCGCUGUGCCUGUGCCUGACUUUUCCUCCUCUUCGUCCCCUCCCACCCGCAACCGCACAGAGAAAGGGGAGGAGGCUCUCUACCCAGCGCAGCCCGAGCACCCCUCCCCCCGGAUCGGGACCCCUGCUCUGCGCAAUCCACCCAUGGCGGAGGAAUCAGGCCGCCCCUUGCCAAAGUUUGGCGAUUGGGAUGUUAAUGAUCCAGCUUCCGCAGACGGAUUCACUGUCAUAUUCAACAAAGCCAGAGACGAGAAGAAGGGUGGGAACGGACAAGACACUGAGUCACCUUCCAAGGACACCAGGACUGAGAGGGUGGAAUCUUAUGCUGCAAAGCCAAGCACGAAGAAAUGGUUUUGUUGUGUGACAGCCAGCCCUACGCAAUCCUGAGGAAGACAACUGCAUGCGUUUUGGAAAUACUGUCCCUUUAAUUUUCUAUACAUACUAUCCAUAAGACAAUGUAGGGGUACCCAGGGCUCCAGGAUGGGCUAUCUCGUAAAACUCUUGCGUGCGUGUAUGUAUGGUGUGAGAGAAUUCACAAAGUGGACUUCUGGUUGUAAUUCUUAGUCGUCUCUCUCUCUCUUUUUGGGUUGGUCACGGUUCUAUGAUCCAGCAAUCCACUGAACUGUUUGGUA
Molecule: messenger RNA, 641 nt
Organism: Zea mays
Lineage: Eukaryota; Viridiplantae; Streptophyta; Magnoliopsida; Poales; Poaceae
Source: RefSeq, marked provisional